UUUCAGCCUACGUUUUCUUAAUGGAAAUUAUCAGAUUUGCGAUCGACAACCUGGUGCAACGCUGGUUACAUCAUCUGCUGAUGGUCUUUGGGAGAAACAUUUAAGAGACAAGUGUCAUCACUAUCUUGAUGAAAUGACACCAAUGCGACUGUAUGAACGUUGGCAAAGAUGGUGCAAUGGUGCAGGUGAUAAUCCAGCGCCACAAGAUUUAUCGACAAUUUUAUGCAGAAAUGCCCCCAAAUAUAUCCGGUACAACAGCAUGCAUUGAUAAGGAAACGUCUGCCAAGGAUGAAAAUUCUUUACUACUGUCAGAGAAAAUUACCCCAAAGGAAAAUGGAAAUUUCGAAGCAACAAAAUCAAAUGGAUUUGUUGUUGAAAAAAAGAAGGAAUCGACAACUUAUUUUGAACAGGAAUUAAAAUGGAUAAACAUCAUAAGUAUUUUUAUUCUUCAUGCAUUGGCCGCUUUUGCUCUCAUUACUUUCCCCUAUUCUCAAAAACAUCUCACGAAGCUUCACACAUAUCUUGUUGGACAACUGGUCGGUUUUGGAGUGACUGGUGGUGCCCAUCGUCUAUGGACUCAUCGUGCUUAUAAAGCCAAGUGGCCUCUUCGAGUGAUUCUACUGUAUUCUUAUUACACAUCAGGACAAAAUUCCUUAUUUGACUGGGUAAGAGAUCAUCGUGUUCAUCAUAAAUAUUCCGAAACUGAAGCCGAUCCACAUGACAGUACUCGUGGAUUUUUCUUCUCUCACGUCGGUUGGUUGAUGAUGAAAAAGCAUCCUGAAGUUAUAAGACGAGGACGACAAGUUGAUAUGAGUGAUGUUACCUCAGAUCCAAUUGUUGCAUUUGGUGAAAAACAUUUCGUGCUAUUUAAAAUUUUAUGCUGUUUUAUAAUACCAACAAUUAUUCCGGUAUACCUUUGGAAUGAGGAAUGGUAUUACGCAAUCUUCUCACAAAUAGCACGUUAUGCUAUAUCUUUGAAUUUUACAUGGAGUGUGAAUAGUGCGGCACAUAUUUGGGGUUCGAAACCCUAUGACAAGACAAUUGCACCGGCGGAAAAUAGAUUUGUUGCCUAUGUAGCAAUGGGCGAAGGCUGGCACAAUUAUCAUCACGUAUUUCCAUACGAUUAUAAAGCAGCAGAAUUGGGAAAUUACAGUUUAAAUUACACGACCUUUUUAAUUGAUAUGUUUUCCAAAAUCGGCUGGGCCUACGAUUUGAAACAACCGUCCAAAGAAUUGAUAAAAGCUGUGAGAGAAAAACGAGGACACAAUCACUCGCACAAGACCGAAUUAUCUGAAGAAAAAUCUUAUUAAAAUUUACAAUUCUUUUUCUUUUAAAGAAAAAAAAUUUUUAAUUUUACAAAAGAAAAAUUACUAAAAAAUCAUUACAUUAUUUAUUAUUAUUAUUACUUUACUAAGCAACUUUGUACUAUUUUUUUUCAAAAUGAUAUUUUUUUAAUUUGUUUAACUUUUAAGAAUUAGCUGGAAAAGCAAACAUUAGUAUUAAAAGCAUCAUUUGAAAAAAAAUGAUCAAUUAACACUUGAGAAUAAUUGAAUGAAUAAUUAUUUAUAUCAAUGCAUGUAAUCAAAAUAAUUAAUUGUAAUCGAUAACAAUUUUUUAUUUAAAUAAUGAUGUUCUAUUUCCUCUAUUAUAUUCUUCUUCUUAAGUAUUUUGUAAUUAAUGGAAAAUAAAUAUUUAUUGACUGUUAA
Messenger RNA from Leptopilina heterotoma, 1706 nucleotides. RefSeq names its product acyl-CoA Delta-9 desaturase. Lineage: Eukaryota; Metazoa; Arthropoda; Insecta; Hymenoptera; Figitidae. Gene Ontology annotation, cellular component: endoplasmic reticulum membrane. The coding region runs from base 153 to 1310 and encodes 385 amino acids. The transcript is spliced from 7 exons. The record is from RefSeq and is a predicted model, not a curated record. Gene Ontology annotation, biological process: unsaturated fatty acid biosynthetic process. Gene Ontology annotation, molecular function: iron ion binding; stearoyl-CoA 9-desaturase activity.